CAGCCUGAACUUCUGAAGACGAAUUGCCCACUCGACAAUGGCAGACUCGAACGAUGCACAAUCUACUAGCCCGUUACACGCAGAAGGGAGGCUUUUCGAUAUUGGGAACCUGCGAGCUGUUCCUGUGGAGAUUAGUUACCUAUUCGAUUCGCAGCUUUCUCAACUUGCAGAGGUCAAUAGACUUCAGGGGCUAUUAGCUUGGGAACUAUUUGGACCUUUCCUGGAUAUAUCUACUUGUCGUCAAUAAUGCCUCACCUGGGCCAUCAAUUCUGAUGAUGAUAUUGUCUUUACCAAUAUCUGUGGCAAAGCUAAAGUUGAACCCAAAUUCCAAGACGAUGCGCGCAUUGCCUACGAGCUUGAGUCUGCCUAGCCAAUAUACCGAGAUUGAAAGGAGAUACAGGAGGCGAAUUUAUUCACUGCGAGUGCGAGUGCAAUCGAUCGUGGCUACUGAAUGGCGCGGUAGAAUUCCCAUAGAGUAUCAUGGCACAGGUAAGGACUUCUGGGCGUCUCCUCUGCAAUGAUGGCUACAGGCCUCCUCUUUGCAGUUCAGUGCAUCAACGGCAGGAUGACAAUCACCUGAUUUCAUAUCGGUUCAUGGCAGCG
This is a messenger RNA of Amorphotheca resinae ATCC 22711, 603 nucleotides long. RefSeq lists its product as hypothetical. The coding region runs from base 273 to 521 and encodes 82 amino acids. The transcript has a single exon. The record is from RefSeq and is a predicted model, not a curated record. Lineage: Eukaryota; Fungi; Ascomycota; Leotiomycetes; Helotiales; Amorphothecaceae.